Molecule: messenger RNA, 2535 nt
Organism: Polypterus senegalus (gray bichir)
Lineage: Eukaryota; Metazoa; Chordata; Cladistia; Polypteriformes; Polypteridae
Gene: padi2
Product: peptidyl arginine deiminase, type II
Exons: 16
Coding region: 123-2081 (652 amino acids)
Cellular component (GO): cytoplasm
Molecular function (GO): protein-arginine deiminase activity; calcium ion binding
Source: RefSeq, a predicted model, not a curated record
CCACCUGCGAACUGCUUUAAACGUUCGAAAUCACAAAAGCAGUCUAGAAAGCAGAAUUUGCUCCGGUUGUAAAUCGUUUAAAGGGACUCAAAAAGUUUAUUGGCGAAAAGCGGACGUCCAAAAUGUUUCCACAGCGUACGGUUCGCCUUCAGUGUGGCCAAGCCUCUCAAGUCUUGCAUGUCCUGGGUACUCAGCUGCGGGUCGACCUGAGCAGGUGUGCUCCUCAUGGUACUAAGUUUUUCAAAGCCCAAUGGACAGAUGUGUUGGACUGCAGAAUUUCUCCUGGUGUCACAGGUCCAGGCGAGUGGCCAUUAGCAAAAAUGACCAGCAUGCUUGUGAGUGUGGGUGCACCAAGCAAGGAGGCCAGUGAUGCAAAGGUUUCUGUUUCUUAUUUUGGCACUAGUAAAGAAGAGUUGGGGAAAGCUAUUUUGCACAUAACAUCCAUUGGAAUCUCUUUAGAUGUUGAUGCAGAUCGAGAUGGUGUGGUGGAAAAGAAUAACCCAAAUAAGUCCUCCUGGAAGUGGGGCCCUAAAGGGCAUGGAGCCAUCCUUCUGGUCAACUGUGAUACAGAGGAAAAGUUUCUUCACCGUCCCGACUUUGAGAGCAACACUAUUAGUAAACUUUCAGAUCUGGAGGAUAUGUCCCGCAUGAUUCUGCGGGUCAGUGGCCCAAAAAAUCUUUCCAAAGAUUACAAACUGAUGUUGCAUAUUUCCCAGGGGGAUGCAGACAAGAUAAAGAUUUUUCAGGCAAUCAAAAAUCCCAGACCUGCUUACCCUUAUGUGCUUGGCCAGAAAAGGCUAUCGCACAUUGUCAAGUAUGAGGGUGAAGAGACAGAGUUCUUUGUGGAGGGAUGUCGGUUUCCAGAUGAGGAUUUUGAUGGCCUGGUGACAAUCUACCUCAGUGUUUUGGAACCACUUUUCAGUAACUUUCCCGAGACACCUAUUUUUACAGACAAGGUGGUGUUCAGAAUUGCUCCCUGGAUCAUGACCCCCAAUACUUUGAAGCCCAUAGAGGUAUAUGUGUGUAGCACAUUUGACAAUUCCAGCUUUCGGAAGGGAAUUCAAGAGGUAGUGGACUGCAGCAGUUGCAAAUUGAAAGUGUGUAGCUGGAUUGAAAAUCGAGGAGAUCGAUGGAUGCAGGAUGAGCUUGAAUUUGGAUAUAUUGACUCUCCACAUAAGAGCUUCCCUGUGGUUCUUGACUCUCCACGGGAUCGUGGACUUAAGGAAUUCCCUUAUAGAGAACUACUGGGUCCGGAUUUUGGCUAUGUGACUCGAAUGGCAAAAAAUGAAACCGUGACAAGCCUGGACUCAUUUGGUAACCUGGAGGUGAGCCCACCAGUCACAGUUAACGGCAAACAGUACCCACUUGGUAGGAUCAUUAUUGGAUGUGCCUUUCCAACUGCUGAAAGUGGACGAAACAUGACCAGAGUUGUCCAGAACUUCCUGCGGGCUCAGAAGGUUCAAGAACCCAUUGCACUCUUCUCUGACUGGCUUUAUGUGGGUCAUGUUGAUGAAUUCAUGACAUUUGUUCCUGCUCCCAACAGAAAGGGAUUUCGCCUGCUACUUGCCAGUCCAGACGCCGGAAUCCAGUUAUUCCAAGGCCUGCAGAAGAAGGGUCAUGGAACACUGAAAAUGUUUCAAGGAAUAAAAACUGAAGAGGUUACUGUGGAUCACAUUUUGAGUGAUAAAAAAUUAAAGAAGGCAAAUGCUUUUGUGCAGAGCUGUAUUGAUUGGAACCGGGAUGUGCUGAAGAAAGAGCUGGCACUUGAAGAGGAGGACAUCAUUGAUCUUCCUAUCUUAUUCACGUUCCACACUGACGGGCGGGCUGUAGCCUACUAUCCUGACAUGGUGAAUAUGAUUGUUCUAGGAAAGAAUCUCGGUAUUCCCAAACCAUAUGGACCACAGAUAAAAGGAAAGUGCGUGCUUGAAGAGGAGGUGCGCUCACUGCUGUCAGGGCUAGGACUUAACUGUGUCUUCGUUGAUGACUUUGCUUCUUAUCACAAGAUGCUGGGGGAAGUGCACUGUGGGUCCAAUGUUAGGCGGGAAACCUUUACCUUCAAGUGGUGGAACAUGGAACUUUAAAAACAACUCCUCUUCAUACGAAUACAUUCAUUUUUGUGACGGUGACCAUUAGUUAACUGAGCAAUAUAAAAAUCUCUGUACACCCAUUAAAGGUAUGGAGGUUUACACUGACACAAGUCUCACUCUUAUGGAGUAGAUUGAGCUAAAAUAAGUUUGUUUUAAACUAGACAUGUCAAACUCAAAUUCUGGAAGGCACAAGUAGCUAUAGCUUUAUGUUCAAGACACAUGAUUUAGUAGCCAGUUUCUACUGGUAAGUGUGUUCUGAUAUUUUUCCCUUCAUUUUAAUUAACUUGAACAUUUUGGGACAUUUUUCCCCUUACCACAAACUAAACGAGAGAAAGCAAGCCAACAGAUCAUCUAAUUGACUGAUCAAUCUAACCUGUAUCUGUUCCAUUAAGGGUUGUCAGAACCAGCUAAGUUCCAUUAGGGUUAAUAAAGACUGUCACUUGUUAAA